Molecule: messenger RNA, 1843 nt
Organism: Cryptomeria japonica (Japanese cedar)
Lineage: Eukaryota; Viridiplantae; Streptophyta; Pinopsida; Cupressales; Cupressaceae
Product: polcalcin Jun o 2
Exons: 2
Coding region: 618-1253 (211 amino acids)
Molecular function (GO): enzyme regulator activity; calcium ion binding
Source: RefSeq, a predicted model, not a curated record
AACUUGCUACGGCCUGCACUUUCUUGUACUUAUUCAAUUUUAUUUUCUCUUCUACCCCAUUACAGUACACCUGGUAAGAAACAAAUGCAUACACUUCUUUUAUUCUUUCCUCACUCGUUUUCAACGAUUCCUUUAAUCGGAUUUUAAUUCAAAGAUUGGAGGUGCGCAACUUCCAAAGCGUGAUCAGAUUCAUCCUUAUAAUUUCACGCGCUAGUCAACAAAUCGAUCUCUAUAAAGCUUCAGAUCAUCUAAUCUUAUGUUGCAGUACUUGUUGAGAUUGUUUAUUUUACAAUAUUUUCCACAAGUUGAGUAACCAGAAAGAUCUUGCCGUGUCAGAGAAAGCACAGAAUCUGAUCGUUUUAUUGUACAGUUUAUUUUCCUUUCUUGCUUUAUAAAAGCUGCAAACCCUUGUUCCAGAAGUUUUUAGCUGCAAACCCUAGUUCAAGAAAUUUUUAGUAUACAGUUUCUUUUCCUUUCUUGCUUUAUAAAAGUUGCAAACCCUUGUUCCAGAAGUUUUUAGCUGCAAACCCUAGUUCCAGAAAUUUUUAUUGUGAAAUCCCUUUUCCUUGCGAAAUAAAAUUCCAAGCACUUAUUUUUUUGUCUCUGGAUCGAUCAUAAUGGGAUUCCCCUGGUUUUUUAAACGGAAAAACGCACAGAUUGAAUCUCCCCGGCGGCAAUCCCAGGGCAUGAACAUUUUCUCCUCCAAAUCUCGGCCGGGAAAAUCUUCGUCGCCUAAGAAAAUGUCAGGGCGUAAAGAAGGGCAAAAUUCGAGCAGGGAUUGUAAUGUGAGGAUUCCUUGUCCGUUGCCCAGCGUCGAAGAGCUUCAGAAUGUGUUCAAUAAAUUUGACGCCAACGGUGACGGCAAAAUAUCUCCGUCGGAGCUUGGCCACGUCAUGCGCUCGCUGGGGCACGAUGCGAUGGAGGAUGAGGUACAGAUGAUGAUGGCAGAGGCUGACUCUGAUGGAGAUGGCUACGUGGACUUGUCCGAAUUUGUUGCACUCAAUACACGUGGCGUGGACAGUGCUGCGAGCCUGCGGGAUCUUAAAGAUGCCUUCAACAUGUUCGACAUCGAUGGCAAUGGAUCCAUCUCUGCCGAUGAACUCCACAGUGUUUUAAGGAGGCUGGGAGAGACUUCCAGUUUGGAUGAGUGUCAUCACAUGAUUCGAGGCGUGGAUGCUGACGGGGACGGCCAGGUCAGCUUCGACGAAUUCCUUACAAUGAUGUCGAGUCCCGUUGCAGUGCAAAACAAUUGACUCUGAUCUGUGUUUGUUGAGAGUUGUUUGAAAUUUACCAGGAGAAAAUAUCAAGCGAAUUGCUAAAUAUCUUUGUUUGUUGUCCAAACGAGAGCAAUUUUAAAAUUGUUCAUCCCUUGUUCGGCAUACAGAGGCCAAGCAAUCAGAGAAAUUAUCCAGCGUAGAAUUCCAACAAGGCUCCAGUAGAGGGGUGAGAAAGAAACCGUACUUGAGGAGCCCAAUUAAGAAGCACCAACCCAUGGUCCCAGGUUCGACUCUCCGAAGUCCUCCGGUUAAAAUCUGAGAAAGUUGUGUUUCCAGAGGAAGAGUUCGCCGAUGUUAAACUAACAAACACAUAAAAUUCCAAAACCCUCCAACCCUUUACAAUGUUGAACAACAACAACAAUAAAUAGAAUUACGGGACUCUAAAAUAUGGAGAGUUUACGUAAUGCCAAGUUUUUCAGCCAUUGUAUCCAUACAAUGAAUUUUAUUUUAGUAUUAUUUGUAUUCAUACAAUGAAUUUUAUUUUAAUAUUAUUUAAACGUAUAAAAUGCACAUUUCAAAUGUAUAAAUAGUUGAAAUUUAUAACUAAUGAAAUAAGAUGUAUAAAU